Messenger RNA from Cuscuta campestris, 2412 nucleotides. The record is from the annotation of a GenBank genome assembly. Lineage: Eukaryota; Viridiplantae; Streptophyta; Magnoliopsida; Solanales; Convolvulaceae.
GCGCUGCUCCACCCAAUAUCGAACCAAUUUUAGUGCCGUGCGUGGCCUGAGAGUAGACGGAACACGCCGGAGGUCGCGUCUCUUCCCUCUCUGCUGCUGUAUCGCUCUCUCUGUCGAAGAAGAGAACUGUAAAUCGAUCUUCCUCCUCGCCGCGAUGUAUCUGACGGUGCUCGCUGCUGUGACUCGUCCGUAGAAGAAAAGAGCAGGCUGGAAUCGAUAGCUCUCAGUCGCGUCUCUCCUCUCUCCUCUGUUCUCCUUGGAGAGAAAACUUUUCAUAGGUAGUUUAAUAAAAAUCUUAUUUUGGUUGAGUUAUUGUAAGGAGCAAAUACGGGAGAAAUGAGUUCCGAGGAAGCGUCGGCUACGAUAUUGAUUCGGCAUCUCCCGGAAGCUAUUCCGCCGGAAACCCUCUCCAGACUCUUUUCUCACUAUGGGGCAUCCUCCGUGCGGCCAUGUACUCAUGGAAGUGUAAAAAAUUGUGCAUUUGUAGAUUUCAAGGAUGAAGCAUUGGCAUUUCAAGCACAAAGACAGUUGAAUGGCCUACGGUUUCUGGGUAAGAUAUUAUCCGUUGAAAGAGCUAAUAAACAAAGUGAGGCUGACAAGCUUCCACCCAGUGCACCUGGGACUGGAAAGGACUCAAUCACUUUAAUCAAAGAUAGUGCUUCAUACAAAGAUCUUGAUGGAAGCUCACUCUCUUAUCGCCGCAAUGAACCUAUUGCCGAAAGACUUGGAGUGGACUAUCCAUUUCCCCCCCAUCUCGAAUAUGCAUAUCCCCCACCUGAUGGCCACAUCUUGACUAAUAUUGUAAAUGCUCUUAUUGCUGUUCCAAGGUUUUACACACAGGUCUUACACUUGAUGAACAAGAUGAAUAUUCCAGCCCCAUUCCGGACUGCAUUGCCCACUCCACCUUUGCCAACCCCACCAUCUUUCACCCCUCAACCUCCUCCACCGCCUCCUCCAACAGAUACCGGAACUAGAGCAGACAGUUUGCUGAGCAGUGAAUCAGAAAUGGAGUCUUCAGAUGAGGAAACUCCACGUGUUGGUGGCAUAAAAAGAAAGCGGAUGAAGCAAGAAACUAUUGUAGGUCCUGCUGUGAACAAGUACGUGGCUCAUGAGGCUGUUGGAUUGAAACCUGCAGUUUUGCUUCCAAAAGAAAUGCCAAUAGUAAAAAAGAAGAACCCUGUAUUGCAGAUCAAAAUAGCACCUAAACAGGUUCAUUCUGAACUGAUCAAUGAUGAUAGUAUAAGUGAGGUGCAUAGGGAAGAUGAAUUGACUUUAGAUAAUAAGGCUGUUCUGACUAUUGAAGAAUUGAAGAGUGGGAAAUUAGUUCCUGAAGAAAUUUUGUCACUUCCAGUGUUCAAGAAUUAUUCUGUCGGGAAUCCUUCUUGUGUGCUGUACAUAAAAAAUUUGUCAAGAGAUGUCAUUCCUGAUGACUUCUACUUCAUUUUUGGAUCUUUCUUUGGAAGUAUUGAUGCUGCUAGAUCCAAUCUGACUGUGAAGUUAAUGCAGGAAGGAAGAAUGCGGGGUCAAGCUUUUAUUACAUUUCCGACUGUUGAACUAGCUCAGAAUGCCUUGAACCUGGUUAACGGAUAUGUGUUCAAAGGCAAGCCCAUUGUUAUUCAGUUCGGUCGUAAUGCUGCUGCCACAACCGGCUAAUUAGUGCAAAUUUCUUCUAAAAGAAAUUUUUAGAGUUUGGCAUUCAAGACUUCAAUGGGAAAAGGGAUGAUGACAGUGGAAUGGAGUUUUCAGUUGCUUAUAUGCUUUUGUUGGGGAUUCUAUUAAUUGUAUUUAGCUAAGGCCAAUAUGUGAAGCCCGAUAUGUUGACCGAAGGAAACCCAUGUGAUAUGGGUUGUGGGUAACCCGACCCGGAAGCGAAGCUCACCCGGAAUAGUUUGAAUGGAGUAAAUGUGCAAGGCUAUGUCAAUUGAGGGAGGCGCCUCGUGCACUUCUAAUUACAACCCGUGGUUAGCUCCACAAUUAGUGGAUCGUAACUAUCAAAUCCAUUUGCUAUAAAUAUAUCUUCCCCAAAGCUUGGAGAAGGGAUCCUUCUCAAAGUUGUUCUUAUUGCUCUGCCCUUACUUUUCCAUAUUCGUUUACACUAUAGGGCGAUGCUAAAUCCACCCCCUAAUUCGCUAAAUCCACUACAUUUUUAAAAAGAUGGACGCCUUUGUCCUUUCGUUUGUCCAUUUAACACAAAUGAGUGGAUAUAGCCAAAAAUGGUAUGAAUUUAGCAAUAACCUAUGCUAUAUUGUAUGUUUUCACGGUCUACUGUUGUGCUCAGUAUAUCAAAGUCCAAUGUUUCUUGUUAAGUUGGCUGUUUUGAUUGAGGCAAGUGUAUGAAAGGGUCGAAAUGAUUUUUUGGCUUAAUGUUUUAAAUAUUGAGAACGCUACAAGUAAUAAAAUUUUGCCAAUUGG